AUGGGUCUUGAGGAGAUCCGCCCAACGUACGAACAAAGCCCUCGAUUAAAAAAAUGGCGCUAAAAUACGGAUACGUGCUAAAACCCUAGCCCUAACGUCUGUGCGGUCGAGCUUUGAAUUCCGCACAGAAAUGGCGGGGUCUUCAUUGGGCGAGGAGAUAGCGAAGAAAAUCCUGCGGCAGGUCGAAUUCUACUUCAGUGAUAGCAAUCUUCCCAGAGACGAUUUCCUUAGAAAAACUGUCAACGAGAGCAAAGAUGGAAUGGUGGGCUUGGCUCUCAUAUGUUCGUUCUCGCGCAUGCGAACUUAUCUGGGUUUGGGGAAAAAUUCCAAGGCAAGAGAUGUGCCUGAAGCUACAAUAAAGGCUGUGGCUGAAGUGCUGCAGAAUUCGAGUUGUCUGAGAAUUUCUGAAGAUGGGAAGAAGAUUGGCAGAAUCACUGACCUUGCAAAACCAGAGGAGGUUAUAGAGCAAGUGGAUCUAAGAACAAUUGCUGCCUCACCUUUUGAAUAUGACAUUAAGCUUGAAGAGGUGGAAUCUUUCUUUGGUCAAUAUGGCAAGGUUAAUAGUGUCAGGUUACCUUACCAUUCUGCAGACAAAAGGUGUUUUUGUGGCACUGCAUUGAUUGAGCUCUCGAUCGAGGGGGAUGCUGAAAAGGUUUUGAGGCAAAAAUUGGCUUAUGCUGGUGCUGACUUGGAACUAAAGCCAAAGAAGGAGUUUGAUGCUGAUAGAACAAAAAUGGCUGAGGACGCUGGUUCAAGCCAAGAGAACAAUAUGAGCGUGAAUUCAGAGUUAGUACUUCGACCCACUCUGAAUAGCUGUGGAUUGUCCCUCUUCCUCCUCUCACCUUAUUUGUCCCUUAUGCAUCUGUAUUCUGUAAAAAAAGCUAGUGAAGAGAGUGAGUGUACUAAAGAUUUUGUGGCUGAGGAGGCAAAGCCUGUUGGAAAUAAAGGCAAGGAGACAUGCAGACAAAUUGAAGAGAGUGAAGAUAAUGUCUCUGAUAGUGUUGUUGAUGGUGAAGAAGACCAUGUGAAGAAUAUGGAGGAUGAAACUUAUGAAAAAGCUGGAGAGAAAAUCACUGAAAGCAGUGAGAAGAAGGAUUCUGAUGAUGCCACCCAUGAGAAUGGUGAAAAAUCUUUUGGAGGAGUUUGUCAAGAGAGUAAGAAAACAAGUGGUGAAAUAACAGCUGCUGUUCAGAGAGGGAAUGAGAACAUUAUUUUGCGUGAGGACCUAAAAAAAUUAUUUCAAAGAUUUGGAGCUGUCAAGUACGUUGACUACACUGUGGGAGUAGAUUCAGGUUACGUGCGUUUUGAAGAACCAGAAGCUGCUAUUAAGGCGCGUGCUGCGGCAGAAUUUGUAAGAGAAGGCGGUCUGCCUGUUAAAACAUUCAUUGCCUCUGUAGAAGCAGUUGCUGGCAAGGCUGAACGAGAAUAUUGGAAACAUAUCUGUGGUAAUCGAGAAAGAUCUUAUGAAAAUAAAGGUGCUCGGGGAUGGGGAGGUGGACCGAAUAGGGAUGGAAGACACUUUGAAGGAAAACGCCAUCGCUCCAAAGAAAAUGAUCCUAUGAUUGGGAGGCCAAACAAAACUCAGAAGAUUGAAAUGGCUUGAAGAGUAACUAAAGACAUUAUCCUGUUCAAGGUUUCAUUUGUCCUGAGAACUUAUUGUUGUGGUUAGAUGUGGUUGUACAUUGUAUAUAAAUACUCAUCCUACAAUUGUUAUCAUAAAUUUCGGGUCUUGAAUUUGAAUUUGGAUGGAUUUGGACAAAAUUUAAUGCAAUUUUGUGUUGCAUCUUUUCAAAAUCCACACAAAUUCAAAUCCAAGACCCUAAGUUAAAUUUACUACUUGUAAAAGCUGCAAAUUUUGUCUCCAUCUCGUUUGUGUAGAUUGCAUUAGCAUGUCUAACUUUCCUUUGUUCA
Molecule: messenger RNA, 1911 nt
Organism: Malania oleifera
Lineage: Eukaryota; Viridiplantae; Streptophyta; Magnoliopsida; Santalales; Ximeniaceae
Product: la protein 1-like
Exons: 10
Coding region: 131-1603 (490 amino acids)
Biological process (GO): RNA processing
Cellular component (GO): nucleus
Molecular function (GO): mRNA binding
Source: RefSeq, a predicted model, not a curated record